AUGGAGGCUUUAGACGGGCCGUUGUUGUUUCGUGUGGCGGAAGCUACCGGCGAGGCUGUUACCACCAUCGCGAACAUCGCUUCCGUAUCCCGCGCCUUCGCCCGUGUCGCCCGCUCGGAGCUAUGGCUGCGUUACUGUCUCGCGCGCGUCGCGCUUGCGGAAGACGGCGAGGCGGCGGCGGUGGCGGCGGUGGCGGCGCGCCUGGUGCGCGAGGCAGGAAGCGCCGAUGCGCCGCGAAACGCGGCGAGCAUCCUGGCGCGCUGCAUGAGUGCGUGCCCGGGCGUGGUACCCGCGCGCUCCAACGCGCUGCGAGUGGAAGCCGAGCCAUGGGGUCGCUGGUCCGGGGAAUUCUCAACGGAGUUCUGCAGCGAUACGGAGGAGGAAAGCGGCGCAGUCGGGGGAAGUGUGGGUGUGGGAUGCGGCAAGGUACAUGACGAUGCAUUGGAGGAGAGCGGCGUCAAUCCUCACGUCAGCGAUUCCUGUGCCCUCUCCUGCGCCCUCGCCACUCGGCUCUUUCUGGACGAAUGCUUCCUCCCCGCCCCUUUCUGCCCAUCGCCGCUCUUUUUGGGCGAGGUGGAAGAAGACGAAAAGCGGAAAGCUAGGGGGGAAGAUAAGGGGGAAGGGGACGAAAGGGGGAAAGCUAGGGAGGAAGUUAGGGAGGAAGGAGCGCAGGAGGGCGCGGCUGUGUUGAUGGCAGCAGGGGACUGUGGGCAGGAGCACGAGGCAAAGGCUGAGGAUGAGGAGGAGGAGGAGGAGGAGGAGGAGCGUUGUGAGGUGGUGCGGGGAGCGAUUGCUGGGUUCAAGCAUUCUCGUUUUCACAGCCUGCUGCAAGGCCAGGCGUUUGCUCCAAGCGCAUGCCCCUUCUGCCAUGACCAGGGUCACCUGUUUGGACUGUACAAAGCACCGUGCUCGGACUAUUCUGAUGAAGACAACAAUUAUGAUGAUUGGUAUGAUGACUACGACCGUUGGUCGGAUGAGGUUGAUGACUUGGAUGAUAGAAUGGACCGUCUUGACGGGCUGGUGUUGUUUCGUGUGGCGGACGCUACCACCGAUGCGGUUACCACCAUCGCCAACAUCGCCUCCGUCUCCCGCGCCUUCGCUCGCGUCGCCCGCGCGGAGCUAUGGCCGCGUUACUGCCUCGCGCGCGCCGCGCUUGCGGAAGACGGCGAGGCGGCGGCGGUAGCGGCGGUGGCGGCGCGCUUGGUGCGCGAGGCGGCCAGCGCCGAUGCCCCGCGAAACGCGGCGAGCAGCCUAGCGCGCUGCAUGAGUACGUGCCCGGGCGUGAUACGCGCGUGCUCCAUCGCUCUGCGAGUGCACGGGGGAAGUGAGGAUCCAUUGGAGGAGAGCGGCAGCCACUUCUCCAUUGAUUAUCACAUUAGCGACUCCUCUGCCCUCUCCUCCGCCCUCGCCACUCAGCUUUUUGAGGACGAGUGCUUCCUCCCCGCCCCUCCUUCCCGCUCGUCGCCUCGUCCUCCUCCUUGCACCCCGAGCCGCUCCUCUUCCCACCGCUCUUCCAACCACAAGCUCCACCGCUCUUCCCGCCACUCUAACACCUCCCACCCCUUCCUGCCUCCAUGCCCCUCGCCGGGGGAUGACAGGAGUGUGGGUGAAGUGGACAGGGGAAAAAAGAGGAAAGAAAGAGAGGAAGAUGGGGGGAAAGGGGCGCAGGAGGGCGCGGCUGUGUUGAUGGCAGCCGGGGGCUGUGGGCGGGAGCAUGGGGGUGAGGGCGAGCGUUUUGAGACGUCUCUAAACCAGGAGGGCGCGGCGGUGUUGAUGGCAGCAGGGGGCUGUGGGGACGAGCAUGAGGAUGAUGAUGAGGGCAAGGCUUGUCAUGUGGUGCGGGGAGCAAUUGCUGGGUUUAAGAAUUCACAGUAA
This is a messenger RNA of Closterium sp. Naga37s-1, 1875 nucleotides long. The record is from the annotation of a GenBank genome assembly. Lineage: Eukaryota; Viridiplantae; Streptophyta; Zygnematophyceae; Desmidiales; Closteriaceae.